UUACGUAAAGGUUUAGUGUAUCCCCGCGAUGUACCUAUCUAGAUUUUACCUGUACAUGCUCCGGCGUCGGUCGAUCCUACUUAAGAUCGCCGUGCUCAUCACGACGGUGUGGCUGACGAUAGCGGUGCUCCUGUUCAUCGAGGACCGCGAGGCCAUGUCGGGGCCGGGCGAGGGGGGCGGUGGGGGCCCCCCGGCGGCGGCGGCCCUCCGGCGGCCGGACCCGCAGCUCCUCCACAAGGACGUGGCCGGAAUAGUUCCUGAUAACAGCAUCGAUAGCGGGCGGAACAUGGGGGUGGUAGAGGACCUCGAGGGGAAGAUGGUGCGGCGGAACCUCGGGCGGGAGAGGGAGAGGGAGGAGGAGAGGAAGGAGGAGGAGAACGACGUGGGGGCGGAGCCGGAGGCGGAAGACGGGGUCCUGGCCAUGCCCAAGGACGAGCUCCGCAACUCGGAGGAGAAGCUCUACGGGGAGUUCGGGGUACCGGUGACGUUCCCGUCCAACGUCUCGGGCGACGUCAAGAAGCUCAUCGACGAGGGCUGGCAGAAGAACGCCUUCAACCAGUACGCCAGCGAUCUCAUCUCCGUCCACCGGAAGCUCCCCGACCCCAGGGAUAAAUGGUGCAAGGAGCCGGGGCGAUACCUGAAGAACUUACCAGCUACCUCAGUCAUCAUCUGCUUCCACAACGAGGCCUGGUCGGUGCUCCUGCGAACCGUCCAUUCCGUCAUCGACCGAUCGCCCCCUGAACUCCUCUCCGAGAUCAUCCUCGUCGAUGACUACUCAGACAUGCCCCACCUGAAGCAGCAGCUGACGGACUACAUGAAGCAGUACCCGAAAGUGCGAGUCGUGCGUGCCUCCAAGCGGGAGGGCCUAAUCAGAGCAAGACUCCUGGGCGCCAGGUUCGCCAAGGGCCCCGUUCUCACUUACCUAGAUUCUCACUGCGAGUGCGCCGAAGGCUGGUUGGAGCCGCUUCUGGACCGGAUCGCCCGCAACUCGACGACGGUCGUCUGCCCGGUCAUCGACGUCAUCGACGACUCCUCGCUCGAGUACCACUGGCGCGACUCCGGAGGCGUCAACGUCGGCGGAUUCGACUGGAAUCUCCAGUUCAACUGGCACGCUGUUCCUGAAAGAGAGAAAAAGCGACACAAAAAUCCAGCUGAGCCUGUGUGGAGCCCUACUAUGGCUGGUGGACUAUUUAGUAUUGAUAAACAUUUUUUUGAACGUCUCGGCACCUAUGACUCAGGAUUCGACAUCUGGGGUGGUGAAAAUCUAGAGCUUUCUUUCAAGACUUGGAUGUGUGGAGGAACUCUAGAAAUUGUGCCAUGCUCUCAUGUUGGUCAUAUUUUCCGCAAAAGGUCCCCCUACAAAUGGCGAUCAGGUGUCAACGUUCUCAAGAGGAAUUCAGUCAGACUUGCUGAAGUUUGGCUGGACGAAUAUGCUAAAUACUAUUACCAAAGGAUAGGAGGAGACAAAGGUGAUUUUGGAGACGUUUCCUCAAGGAAAAAGUUGCGGGAAAAAUUAGGAUGUAAACCAUUCAAGUGGUACUUAGAUAAUAUUUAUCCAGAACUUUUCAUUCCUGGUGAAGCAGUUGCUUCAGGAGAGGUGCGCAAUAUGGGCUACGGUGGUAAAACAUGUUUGGAUUCAGCUGCUCGAAAAGGCGACUUGCAUAAACCUGUAGGCCUUUACCCAUGCCAUAGAAUGGGCGGUAACCAGAUUCGGAAUCAAUGGUCAGACUAUUGCAUCGAUUCCUCAUGUAAGCCUGAAGAUAUUCAUAAACCAGUGAAUUUGUGGCCUUGCCAUAGGCAGUUUGGUAACCAGUUCUGGAUGCUAAGUAAAACUGGUGAAAUUCGCCGAGAUGAGGCUUGUUUAGAUUACGCUGGAGCAGAUGUGAUCUUAUAUCCUUGUCAUGGCUCGAAAGGAAAUCAGUUGUGGCAAUAUGAACCUGAUACUCAUUUUAUCCGCCACGGUAGCAGCAAAAAGUGUUUAGCAAUUUCAGCAAAUAAACAGAAGCUAAAAAUGGAAGAGUGUGAAGAAAGUAGAGAGAGGCAAAAGUGGAUUUUUGAAAACUACGACCCAUCAAAGUUAUAGUUCUUGUCAGCAAUUUAAGGUAAGGUUUUUCUCGAGUCCUCUUUUCAACCAGCUUGUGGUUGAUUGCCCUCUGCUUGUCUUUUUAGUUGUGUACAUCUUCCUUUUUCUCAGGUUUAGUAUUUUCCUGUACUUUAACGUUUGUGAAACUUCAUCUGUUUCACGUCACAUAAUUUGGAUUAAAAUUUCAUUAAGACCUUUACUUAAUUUCUCGUAAUAUCUAAUAUCGAAUUGUUUCAUUCUCUGAUUGGUUAAUAAUGUUUAUCUCACAACUUUUCUUUUUUAUUGAAAUUUUUCCAUUUUUUAAAUCUACAUAUUUUUAUCAAGUAUACACAUUGAGAACCUUUUUUUUCUCACAGAGAAAAAUUGAUAUUUCUGAAAUACUCUCCAUUGCUACUUAAUGUGGUUACAAUAAACUACUUAACUAUUUUUCGUACAAAAUACAAAAGAAAAAAGUCGAAACGUAAAGUGUUCUCUCAUCUUAUAAUUAAUGAUCUUGCAGCGUAGUAAUCUACUUAAUUUUUCUUGUCAGUUUGUGAAGUACUGAACAACAAAUAAAAUUUGGCAAUAAUUUCUCUUCACAUCAUUCAGUAGCGAGACAAGGGUACAAAGUAAUUAGCCAAAAAGAAUGUGCUCAAAUUAUAGAAGUGAGGUAACUGAUGAUUCGCAUUCUAAAACAUCAUCAUUUAAAAUCUAAUUAAUAAAAAUGUUUAUAUGUAAGUAUAAAUUAACAAUUUAGCCAGUAAUUUUUAAAGCUGAAACUUCAUCAAAUUGACAUCUUGUAGUAUGUGAUAAACUUCUACUUAACCCUAUCAUUACCAAGCCAAGCGUUUGCAAGCUCCACAGCAAAAAUUUGUUGUCAUGCAGACAAAUCGAAACGCUUUCUGUUAGAAAGUGGCGAAAGUUGUAGUUCAGAUCCUUUUUAACUCCUCCUCAUUUUAACAUUGACGUAAAUGAAUCUCUGUUGGGUCAGUUCAUAUAAGUUUUAUUCUAAUUAUUUUGUUUUUUGAGUGAUGUGAUGAGAAAGAAAUUGAUAGGAGCCAAACAAGAAACAUCAGAAGUCAAUUUUUUCCAACCAUUACUUUAUCUCCUCAAUCAAUUUUCAAAAACCGUUCAAGGAUUUGGUUUAGAAAAGUGAUAAUUCUUUAUUUGGCACUCCAGAUUAUGUCAGUUAACAUCAUUUUGAAAAGUUUCGUAGAAAUAUUGACUAUCCCUUUUUAAAUCCUGUGCCAUUUCUUCAGUCAAUACUCUACUUUAAACAGAUUACCAAAUGGACAUAAUAACUGAUCGAGUGAAAAAGGAAGUCAUUAUACCUAUCAGUCAUGAUUUUCCGGUCUAAAUACUUAUCUUAAUUCCCAAUCAUGCCAAAUUACAUUCCAAUAUAUCUGUGGUUUCUGAUGUAUCUUCGGGUUUGAAAAUUUUCUGUUUUCCAAAAUGGUUAGGAAUUAUUUAGUUCUCCUUGUUUAGGAUUAAAUAAUUUACCAGUUAUGAAAGUGAAAAUUUAUUGAUAAACAUUCCAUUUGUGUAUGUAUUUUUCUUUUUACCUAGAGCUGUCAUCAACAUAUCAGUUAUUUGUUGCAAUGAUGAGUAAAAACUCAAGGAGUAAAUUUGUGUAAAUACAUUAUUUCUGUCCUUUUUUUUUUUCAGUAUCUUUUUCACAAUUGUGAUAUUCUUAGUAAAUUUUUGUAACUUCCAUCUUUUGUAAUAUACUCUCCUCUAGCGUAUUGUUUUAAGUGAUAUGUAAUAGGAAACUUAAAUUUUAUAUACUUACCAAACUCAAAUGUAGAUAGGUGGAUUUAAAAAAAAUGUGUAUAAAAUUUGAUUCUUUAUGUCUCCUCCUUCUACUUUCUUGUGUUAAAAGGUAAAUCAAGCUAAAAUUUAUUGUAUAUUCUUGUAUACUAAUCUGUAUAUUUUUUACCUGUAAAAAUUUCUCUAAAACCAAAAUGAUGAUUCCAUAAUUUAUAUUCUAAUUCGUUCGCACUUCUCUUCCUUUGCAUUGUUGAUACUGAAAAUAAUUAUGCAAGAUGUUUCAAAAGAAAAUAUCUGCCUUGGAUAUCUUUUAAAUAAUUUGUGCAUUGAAAAAAGCCAUAACACCCAAGAGGCCCAAAAAUACCAAUGUGCGGGAAAGAUGUCGCCUCUCAAAAUUAUUGAAAACGUCUUUUGUCAUUUGUUGAUAUUCGAAUUCAUUCAAAAGAUAUUCGAGGUGGAUACUUUCUUUUGGAACACCCUUUAUAUAAGGAUGAAAAGUAUGCGAAUAUUUAAAUUAGUUAGACUAAAAUAAGAAAACUCAAAAGAUAGAGCUUUCUUAUUGACAAAUCGUUGCUCAUUUAAACUCUUAUUAUUAGCUCAUUCUGAUGUGCCAGUCGGAAAAUUAAGGGUGAUUACGCAGGAUGCUAUCUCAUUCAGCAUAAACACUUGCUCUACAAAUUCAAAGUCAGAUUAAUGAAUCCCUCUUUAGAGCAAUAAUAUGACAAGUGAUGCAUCAAGUUCCCUGUUAGAUAGGUAUUUUUAUUCAAGAUUAGAACUUCUUUGUGAUGGAACUAUUUAUUGCAUUCAAUUACAGAGCCUGUCAUUUUCUUUCCUCUGAUGAUUGAAGCAUCUCUUGAGAAGAACAAAACCAACUUCUCAAAUUGCUAGUGUAACUUUUUUAAAUUUUUGUCCAAUUUCAUUUCUGGGAGUAAAAUCAAGUCCCAUAAAUUUUCCAAAAAAAUUAAAGGUAAUGUGUUUUUCUGAAGGGUCAAAUCAUUCCAGAAGGCUCCUCUAUUUUAAAAUUUUAAAAGAAAUUUUUGAUCUUCUUCAUUCUACUCAUCAGAACCAGAACUUACUCCUAUGUUAUCUGAAAGAGUAAUCCUUAUUGUUAACUGAAGAGUAAUAGUUUUGUCUUAUGAAUUGUGGCUAAAAUCCAUCCAAAAUUUAAAUUUAGAGUUCAAGUCUUCCAAUUUCAACAUUCCUCAUUCUCAUCAGUUGGGUACUGAUUACUGAAUCAAAUUUGUUCUCAAGUUUAAUAUUAUACUUUAUUUUCCCGUUUUUGACCAGCAAUACUUAGAAUCUCCAGCGCUUCACCCUCUUUUGCAGGCAUUAAAAUGCCUAACAAAGAAAUUGUUCCCGAGGGUAUGAUAAACUUAUAGCUCAAAAGUCAGCUGAGUCGAAAAAUUGUUCAAAAUGAGAUGUUUAAAAUUACAAGUAAUCACUUUUUCCAAAGAUGCAUCCAUUGGGUUUACUUGCAAUUAAUUUGAGGGCACUUGUGAAAAAAGUCAAUAAUCUUCAAGUGAUUUUUCCUCUUUUUUUAUUAAUAUUAAUAUUUUGUAGGUAGGUAUUAUUAUUGUGCAAUAAUUUUGUUGAUAUUACUAGCGAAGUCGUAAAAAUUUUGUUAUUUUCCCAAUUGUAUGAAAUGUAUUUUUUCCUCACAUUGAACAUCUUUGACUUUGUAGAAACUAGAGUCUUGCUGAUAAUCAAGUAGGGAGAAGAAAAUUAUGCAUCAAAUAUGUUCCGGUGCAGUAUGCAAAGUUUUGUCAGUUGAAUGAAAAAUUUGCGAGUUACUGAACAUUUUGUUGCGCACUGUAAAUUUCAGAAAGAUUAGGACUAGAAACAUCCGUAGUGUCGAAAUCUCCUUGAAAGUGCUUAGAUUUUGAGAAGUUCAAGGCUUUUUAAGUUUUAUUUUUUUCUUCAAAGUGUGAACACAAUGGGAAAGGAGAAAAUUUUGAAAAAUUUUGUAAGUUUGAAAGUGCUCCAACCACAAUGUUUAUUUUCUGUCUCUGAACUGUCUACAUUCCCCACAACAAUACUUUUAAGCUUUGACAAUUACCUAUCAAAACUCUCUUACUCUCUCUGUUUUCAACGUGUUUGCAAAACUUUACAAAUAUUGCCAGAUGUAGCCACAACAAAACUGUCAAACACUUUAGAAAACUUUUUUCUGUUCGUAAUAUAUUUGUCAAGUAAGUUACAAUACCAAAUUUUUAGGCCUUCAUGUUCUAGAAAGCCAGAAGCUAAAGAGAAUCCAAUUAUCAAAAUUUCUGCCGCAAGAGUAAGAAUUCCCAUCCUAUUUGUAGAUUAAUUCAUCAAAUUUGAUUUUCUCUUUUAACAAAUACCAACAGGAAGCAAAUUUGAAAGAGACUUUUGAAGCAAGUAUCCAAUAAGAAUUCUCAGACUUUGCUUCUUUUACUGCAGGUGUUUUUUACUAUUACAUUAAAUUUUUCACUAUUAAAGCACCUAAGGCGUUCUUAAGUUCGCUGCAACCUACAAGGAGAGUGUUACUACAGGGUUACCCUGCAGAAGUCUUAAGGAACCAUUGACUUCAGAAUCUCUCCGAAUUUGCCUCAAUUUUUUAGUGAUUUUUGUUGAAUUUUGUGAGGAGAAACUUGACACUCAAGUUUAAGAGUUUUUUUUUUUUUUUUUUACUAUCAUCUGUUAUCAUAUCAAUACUCAGCAUACAAUCGUUUUGUAGUAUUUUAUAAUUUUUCCAAAUUUUUUUAUAAGAGUCAAAAUUUUUUCCUCUUUAUGUCUCUUUUUUAAAAUAAUUUAAAUUCAUGGCUCAAGAUUCUAAAUUGUUCUCAAAAAAGUUCAUUUGAAGGACAAAAAAUGAAGGAUAGAGUGAGUGCAAAAGUUACAACCUAAAAUUAACGAAAAUAAUUACUCCGCUGUCCAGCUAAUCGGAUGUUCUCUCUGAUGAAACUUCAAGUCCUCAUUAGUUGAAUUCCGGCCUGACUCAUAAUGGUUAUUUUUGUUUUAAUGGGUGAGAGGCCAUGUAUUUAAUAUGAGGAACUCAGGAAGUGAACUUCUCCAAUCAUGUCACACUUGUGGUGUAGCAUAUACAACGUGAUCUGUCCUCCAAAUUCUUCAUUGUAUAUCUUUCAUGACAUAUCUGUCCUUUUUCUGAUAAAAUUAUUUUGUGAGCUGUUGGGAAGAAUAUUUAUUUCCUAGAAAAGACACCACCAUUGAACUGUGCUUAGUAAUCUUAAAGUAAGGAAGUGUACGAGAUAGAAGCAAAGAUGCGUCCACCAUCAUAAAAAUGAAAAUAUUGUCACUCCUCAAACAUAUUUGAUCGAGUUUUCUUGCUGUUCGCGGAGAAUUAGCAAAAUGGCUUAGAGUAAUUGCAAAAUUGGGAUUUUGUUUAAUUAUUUUCCUCUGAUCCUGUCUCUUGUCUUUAUGACUUGAUCUUAUCGUAGGGGAAUCAAUGAAGAAGAAAAAUAAAACGUAGGCAGGGACAGGCGCAUUUUCAAGAGAACCUGACUCCCUUCUACACAGAAAGAAAUUGUUCAGAAGUUAUGAAAAUUCUACCUAAGAGCAACAGAGGCAGGGGAGCAGUUACCUCUUAAACGACUGACUCGUAGUCUCACUUUCCCAGUAACACUAAUCAAAUUCCUGAUUCUUUUUCUCAACCUUAAGGGUCAAAUGUUGAGUUGUGCCCAUGUUGUUGGCUUCUCUUCAGUCAUAUUCUUUCCAUUACUUCUCAUUAUCAUGUCUUUGUCCAUUUGUAACUGUUAGUAGAUAAAAAGUUAUUUUUUUUUUGUGCCUUAUUUUGUUGUUAUUGUACAGGUACUGAAUAAAUACUUUGAAUUUGA
Bemisia tabaci is the source of this 7641-nucleotide messenger RNA. RefSeq names its product polypeptide N-acetylgalactosaminyltransferase 9 (gene Pgant9). Lineage: Eukaryota; Metazoa; Arthropoda; Insecta; Hemiptera; Aleyrodidae. Gene Ontology annotation, molecular function: polypeptide N-acetylgalactosaminyltransferase activity. Gene Ontology annotation, cellular component: Golgi apparatus. Gene Ontology annotation, biological process: protein O-linked glycosylation. The record is from RefSeq and is a predicted model, not a curated record.